GGGAGCUGAAAAUUUUAUAUUCUUCUAAAAUUUGUCCUAAAACUGUUUUAUUAGUGCACAAAAAAGCAAAAAAAGUGAUAUUGAAGUCACUGUGAUCCAUCAUCUAUAGACGGUAAACCUCGUGGUCCAACGAUCUGAAUUACAUCGCCAAGAUAUGGAAGCCCUUCGGGAAAUAACGCAGUUCCUGAGUAAAUCCGCCCGGCUGGAUUUGAAAGCAGUUUCACUCACACAUGUGCUCGGCCUUACUGGUUCAAAGGAUGGAAUUUCAUUGAUCAGCCAGUGCCCGGAGCUGUUGGCAAAUGUUGUUGAUUUGUGCGCCGAUGAAGCCGACACCAUACGGAAAGAUGCCGUUCUUUCGUUGGUCAAUCUUUCCGCAGAACAGGACGGCGCAGAGGCUUUGGUCAAACAGUUCGCAUCUAAACUAGUACCCAUGGCGUAUGAUGCCAUUAUGGACGAGAACUGCAAACUUGCCGAUCCGUGGAGUAUGGUUUUGUGCAACAUUAGCCGCCCGGAAGCUCUGGUGGAAGCAGUUUUAGACGAGCUCUUCAAAAUCGAACAUGCCAUGGAACGGUUGACUACUUGCUUCACCCGCGUCAACUACAACAAGCAAAAAGGCCAUCUGAACUACUUGGGACCCCUGUUCAGUAAUCUGUCGCAGAGCAAACGGGGCCGUGAAAUUAUCUGCAACGAAAAUACGGAUCUACUCUCACGGAUUCUUCCAUUUGUCCAUCACGAUGGGAGCAUAGUUCGUCGAGGUGGAGCCGUAGGCCUGCUCAAAAAUAUUUGUUUCGACUCUUCGGUGCAUGACUGGUUGCUUGGUGGGGCGGUGGACGUGUUGCCUUUCAUUCUGUUACCUGUGGCGGGACCGGAAGAGUUCGACGACGACACGAAUGACAAACUGCCGGUUGAGCUGCAAUACUUGGGACCAGAUAAGAAACGCGAAGAGGAUCCGGACAUAAGAAAGAUGUUGCUGGAAUCUUUGGCCCAACUAUGCGCUACCCGUAAAGGGCGCGAGUACUUGAGGCAACGGGGAACGUACGAAGUGCUGAGAGAGCUGCACAAGUUCGAAUGCAGUCCGGAAGGGGAAAAGCGAGUGCUGGUUACUUGCGAAAAUGUGGUGGACAUUUUGAUCAGGACGGAAGAUGAAAUUGGGGAAGACAAUCUGAAAGCCUUGGAUAUUCCCGAGGACGUGAUAUCAAAAAUCGAGAAGAUGGAUGGAGAAAAUGAACAAUAAAGUUAUCAAAACGCCAA
This is a messenger RNA of Aedes aegypti (yellow fever mosquito), 1251 nucleotides long. Its product is annotated as protein HGH1 homolog. Lineage: Eukaryota; Metazoa; Arthropoda; Insecta; Diptera; Culicidae. Bases 155 to 1234 code for a protein of 359 amino acids. The transcript is spliced from 4 exons. The record is from RefSeq and is a predicted model, not a curated record.